GUUGUGUAUGAGGUGGGAGUUCACGGGAGUGGGUUGAAAGAUGGUGAAGAGGAAGAGAUGUUGGUGUCGGUGUCAGAUUUGGGGAGACCGUCUGGGGUGAAGGUUGAGGUGUAAGUUGUGCUUGGAGUUUUGACUUUUGACUCUACAUGGGACAUCACCGAUACCGAAGAUAAAGACGGGUCUAUCACCAUGAAGAUGAAGACUCCCAACCCUAUCAAAGUCCAAGACGAAAAGCGAAUCGCAAUCCCAAUAGUGAUUUCAUAUCCCAUUGCACCAUCUCAAACACGAAAGGGCGAAUUCAAACAUCCAUACUUCACCUUUACUCAAGGAGAGAGCUUCCUCCAGUGGCAGAUUCACCCUGCCCAGCAUGGACGACUGCGGUAUACGCUGGUUAAAAUUCCAUCGCAGGGUCCGCUAGGCCAAGCGGCGGACGACGCUGCUACGAACCCCGAUACACUAGAGACCCUCGCCAUAUAUCAACAUAUCGGGGUGGGCGCUCCCUCUUUGUCGUUGUCGUAUAGCGAAGGUAUUCUCCUUCUCCCGUUGGGUGAGGAUACGGGGAGAGAGACUGAAGCUUUGGUGGUGGGGAGUGCUCUGGGGAUGCUUUGGCAGCUACGUGAGCUGCACGGGGGAGGAAAGCGUAAGAAGGACGGAGGGAAGAAAUUCGGUUCGCUUAAGAGCUUCCUAGGUCGUAAGGUGUAGUAGGGGUGUGUGCUUUGAAUAGUCCACUUUUUAAUAAGUAGAGAUGGUUUCUGUUGAUAUUGUUGAUAUAGGGAAGUAGUAUGCAUGAACCAGUCCUUGAAUCUAUAUUGAACCG
Molecule: messenger RNA, 817 nt
Organism: Aspergillus ochraceoroseus IBT 24754
Lineage: Eukaryota; Fungi; Ascomycota; Eurotiomycetes; Eurotiales; Aspergillaceae
Exons: 2
Coding region: 190-702 (170 amino acids)
Source: RefSeq, a predicted model, not a curated record